This is a messenger RNA of Phytophthora nicotianae INRA-310, 2331 nucleotides long. RefSeq lists its product as hypothetical. The transcript has a single exon. The record is from RefSeq and is a predicted model, not a curated record. Bases 1 to 2331 code for a protein of 776 amino acids. Gene Ontology annotation, molecular function: calcium ion binding. NCBI's taxonomy places the organism in Eukaryota, Oomycota, Peronosporomycetes, Peronosporales, Peronosporaceae.
AUGGACAAUCGCGCCUCCACCGCACCGACUCCGAAACGGAAGAAAUGGCUGCCCAAACAGACCUCCGAGGCUUCAAGUUUACUACGCCACAGUUCGACCAACUCCGAUGUCUCUGUCCUUGUCGAUCGCCCACACACAUGCCCGACAUCCUCCUUGAUCCCGCAGUUCCAUUGGAAUUUGAACAACUCAGCACUUGAGACGUUAACUGCGAGCCAAAUUGAGCAACUUUACGGCUUGUUCAAGUUUUACGACUCGUCCAUCAUUGGAGAUACUCUUCCUUCGAUCAGCUGUACACGCCUUCAAGAGAUCCUUCGCGAUGCACAUCUACUGAGCGAUCACUAUACUAACUCGGCGGAAAAGAAGCUUGACGAUGAAUCUGUUGAGAGGGUCUUUGCACAAGCAGUUAUGGGCAAAAUGCGCGUAUAUCUUGAUGCUGACGGUCAGCCUGCCCUCACGUUUCCACUCUUUUGUGGUGCACUAAUGAACUGUGCGAUGCUACUGACUCCAUUAUCACGCCCUGCGAUUGCCUUACAGGAGAUCCUUUCAGUCUUACUCAGCGUUGAUGGCAAUGCGGCUUCAACUGCAAAAGGUUUGCUUCGUCACGUCCCUCUUGGUGGCUCAACAUCGCUUUGGACACCAGAGCAGUCACAGAUCCCGCAGACUGAAGACGCUAACCAAGAUUUCCGAGAGCAGUUUGCCUUCCAGCAAGUGAUAGCAGACUGUACCCGAGACAAGAAACUCGAGGAACUCAAACAAGAGAAACUGAGAGAAAUUUACCACAUUCCUGAUCGACUGGUGGCAAGUUUCCACCCCGAUACACUCGAACUCAUCAUGAGCAAGUUCCGCAUGUUCGAUUUCAAUGACUGCGGUACAAUACCGCGACAAGAACUCUUCUCUCUGCUGUCGUGCUUGGGUAUGCGAGUAGACCUUCCUGACCCGUACACCGUUCUAUCAAAACUACCUAACAUUGUUUCGGUACAGCGAUCCGGAAACAAUAGCGACGUUAACAGUGGUGAACUCACGUUAGUCCAGUUGCUGCAAGUCAUCGAAGUGGCUCGAGAGGCCAAAAGACAUUCCGCUACGUCAAAACUUGCAGCGAUCAAAGUCCGAGUGGAUCGAGCAGCCACAGUAGCAAAAGGAAGCAUUGUACCUACGAAAGCGCCAUUAGAAGGAGCUGGAGAUGAUGUUAGCAGUACAAAUGAUCGCUCAGUGCAGUCCAGGAAAGCUUCUGCAGGUACCAAAAGUACUCAUGGAUCUGCUGCCAGUUCUCGAGACCGUGGAAGGAGGCAAGCUGUAGUCCCUCUAAAAUCUCGAAAGUCGAUCCUAUCCGGUCUGGACGCUAAUACCAUAAGCCAGUCGCUGUCAAGCACCAAACACCAAAGCUCCAAGACGCAUCUGAACCACCAACACUCCAAGAAAAAAACAGGGAUGCGGAAGAAAUCGACCAUGACAAAUGACAACCUCGAUAGUGCGAUAGUCGAUUCGGAAAAUGAGAGAUCCGUGAUACACACUCAACGGUCUGGUGCAACAACUCGCACAAAUACUAAGUGUACCGAAGACUCCCAUCUGGACAAUACUAAAGUUUCAGGAGACAACGACGAUCGGGGACUACAAUUGGAGUACGUGCCUCGUGGCAUGACCGUACAAGUAUGUGAACCAUUAAGCACAAGCAACAAGAGAAUGAUUCGAAUCUUCUUGUUGCUCGGCGGAGAGCACGAUGGCGCCAUCUACUGCACAUUUUCUCUUGUUUUUUCGACGAGGAAGAUCGAGGAGAGCGAGGGGAUCUACUACUCCACGGCGCAAAGCGAAACCACGCGCACGACGCCCGUGCUACCCACGCAACACACUCUCAUCCACGCGCUGCUUAUGCUGAAGAAGUGCGUGCUAGCUAAACUGGAACAAGGAUACGAGUUGCGCCCCGCAGACCAGCUUGAUAUUGUGGAUAAGAUACUCCAAGAGCAAAGGAAUCGUCAACCUCACUGCUAUAGUCCUGUUGCCAAGACCUCAAAGGUUACAAUUGCAUCAGUACCGGCUUCACCAGCACCGGAUUCUCGCUGUAAUAUCCGCUUGAUGUCCUCCUCAACUUCCGCUUGUAGUAGUAGGUCGAGUUUGAGACCACAGAAGCUCCCGCCGCACUCUAAACCAAGCGAGCAUCGGUUCAACCUUCCGAGCAACUUCAAAGAGGUCUUCGCAACGUGGGAAGUAUCCCAACACGAAAACUACGCGUGGAUCCAUGAUGUCAACGCGGCAUCCCCUUUGAAACCGGCGUUAUCGACACCCAAAGCCGGUCGUAGUGGUCUCUUAAGUCCCCUCCGACCACCGUUAAGGUAG